Nipponia nippon (crested ibis) is the source of this 672-nucleotide messenger RNA. NCBI's taxonomy places the organism in Eukaryota, Metazoa, Chordata, Aves, Pelecaniformes, Threskiornithidae. The record is from RefSeq and is a predicted model, not a curated record.
AUGGCGUGCCGGUACGAGAGGCUGGAGGAGCCGCCGAAGGAGCUGCCGAGCACCGUGCACAACCUCAGCAUCGCCGGCAGCAACCUGAGCGUGCUGCAUCGCGCCGCCUUCGCUGCCCGCCCGCUGCCAGACCUCCGCCUGCUCCGCUUGCGCCACGAUAACAUCCAAAUCAUCGAGGACAUGGCUCUCCAAGGGUUGCCCGCCCUACGUACCCUCGACCUGAGCCACAACCCGCUGCUCUCGGUGGCCGCCGGCGCUUUCGCUGGCGUGCCACUGCUGCAUACGCUGCAGCUGAACCAAGCGCUGCUGGCCGCCCCGUUGGAGGAGCAGCUCGCCUUGGCCCUGCGCAACAUCAGCCUGCGGCGUUUGGAGUUGGCGGGCAACUCGCUGCGGGCGCUGCCGGCCGCCCUGCUGCCCGGGCUGGCGUGCACGGCCGCCGAGGGCGGUGAGCCCGGUCAGCUGGAGACGGCCUCUUACGUCUUCUUUGGCAUCGUGCUGGCCCUCAUCGGCAUUGUCUUCCUCAUGGUGCUCUACCUGAACCGCCGCGGCAUCAAGCGUUGGCUGCACAACCUGCGCGAGGCUUGCCGCGACCAGAUGGAGGGCUACCACUACCGCUAUGAGCAGGACGCCGAUCCCCGCCGUACCAGCGCCAUCGGCACCCCCGGCCUCUGA